Molecule: messenger RNA, 5452 nt
Organism: Mercenaria mercenaria
Lineage: Eukaryota; Metazoa; Mollusca; Bivalvia; Venerida; Veneridae
Product: di-N-acetylchitobiase-like
Exons: 11
Coding region: 108-1487 (459 amino acids)
Source: RefSeq, a predicted model, not a curated record
UCCGCUUAACCCGGAAGUAAUUACCUGUCUCACCUGUGUGAAUUAGAAAUUAGAUGAUUCAGUUGUCAGUGGUUUCUUUUACCCAAAAAAUUGACAUUUAACUAGUUAUGUAUAUCCGAGCUUCUUGUUUCAUUUGUCUUGCGUUUCUGUGGACAACAGGACUAGCACUAAGAAUGGUUCAACCCACGCCUCCUUGCCCAUGUGUCGGAAUUACUGGCAGGAAGGCUCACUGCAAUCCUGUCGACGACUGGAGCGACGGGAAGAAAGAGACUUUGGUGAUAACUAACCGAGAUUCAGACUACAAAAUGUGGAUGUGGGAUUCCCUUACAGCUGUGAUUGAAUGGAAUGAUGACUUGAAUUCAACUUUGACAGAUGAACUGAUGUGUUAUGCCCACUCAAAAGGGAAGAAGUAUGGAUUUUAUGUUAAGCAGUUUCCAACACCAGAUCACGCUACUGAUGUAAGCGCAGAGAUAUCCUAUAAACGAGCUGACCUUGUUGCAGUGAACCUUAUUGAUUACCUUCACAACUGUGACUAUGCUGCAGCACAUGCUCAGGAAAUUGCCAAUUACACAACUACUGUACUUAGUGAGAUCAAGAAACAUAUUACUGCUAAAGUGUUGUGUGUUAUGCCAUGGAAACCACCAUGCUAUGAGCUGAAUUGUGAUGUUGGCCCAGCUUUAGCAAAACAGUGUGAUGGAGUAAUUUUUAGUCCAGAAAGCUACAAUACAUAUUGUUCAGAGACAUGUACAGCCAAGGCAACUGUUCCUUUCAGCAAAAUUACAAUUGGAAUCACAGAAUAUUUGGCAGCUGGUUUCAACUCCUCACAGCUUCUCCUGGGGAUACCUUGGCACGGAUACAACUACACAUGUAGAAAUGAUGAUAAAGUUGAUAAAUGGUCUGGCCACUAUGUGUGUCACUUGGGGAAGAAAUUGGACAGUGCCACCAACAAGACAGUCUGCGACAUAGAAGGAUCUAGAGAGAAAAAACUCAUCGGGUCAGUUGUAGGAAAAGUACCACAGAUGGCUUUGUUAGAUGCUACCUUCAGUAAACCAGAUCAAACUCCAUACAAAGUACAGAAUGGGUCGGGUAAUGAUACUCGAAAAUAUAUGCUCUGGUUUGAGGAUAUUGGAAGCUUGCUGGCAAAAUACGACGCAGUGCAAAAGUAUGAUAUUAAAGGAUGUGUAAUCUACACUGGGGAUGAUUUGGCAUAUGACCAUGUGAAGGUAAACGAGGAGUUUGAUAAUCAUAUGUGGUCUUGGAUGCUACAUAGCAUUCUGUCAAGUGGUCAGACUUACGAGAAGGAGAGUAAAGGAAACAUUGCAGGUACAGUAGCUGGAGUUGGUGUUGGUAUGUUUUUACUGGGAUGUUUGCUAGGUACACUCAUAUCAUGUAUAAUAUUCAGACGAAAGAAGGCACUCCAUGCUCCGUUCAAACACGAUACAUUGGCAGACGAAUACACAGACGACUUAGACCACAACCAGUUGUAGCAGCAGAAAACCAUUUAGCAUGGGAUAACCAUUUAGCAGAAGAUUACCAGUUUUAGAUUGCAAAAUGUCAACUAGUCUGUCAACGAAAAUUGUUUAGUCUUAGUUUAGUUUUGUUAUGCUGCUAUUUUUUGACUUCUUCUGCCUUAAGCAGUUGUGCAAUUGUUAAAAACUUUUUAAAAAAUCCUGCAGAUUUUAAACAUUCAACAUUGUCUCAAAAACAUGUGAACAUAUUAUAUUACCUGGCAGUUCUAAAUUUUUAAGUCAGCAUUUUAGACUCUGAGUAUUGACAAAUUCACUGAGGCCCUGACUUAAUUUAGUUGUAUUUAUUUAUUUGAUCAUUGACAAAUACACUGAAACCCUAACCAACUUUAGUGAUACUAAUUCAUUUUUUAUUUGGUUUAAUAAAGGUUGUGUUGUUUAUAAGACGAUACAUUUUAUGCAUAGAAAUUAAAUCUGCACUUAAGGCAAAUAUUCAUCAUGGAGGCAAAAUUAAACAAAUUGGAUUUUGUUGGCAACAGGAUUUCUCCAUUCCUACCUCCUGUUUGAUUCACCAGCUUCAUCACAGAGUUGUUUUUAUGUGAAUUGUUGCUUUAUAAUGUAAAUUCUGAUAAGGCGUAAAAAAUUGUUUGUUUCCAGUAUCCCGACCUACCCUAAAUUUUUGGCCUGACCCAAAAUGUUUUAUGGCCUUGGAGAAUAUUUUUUUCGACUUUUUAACAAAAAGUUGAAAAACUGCACUUUUUAUGCUUUUAACAUGGUCAGUGAUGUUAGAAAUCAACUUACUGAUGCUCUAAAGGCUUAACCUCCUUAUUUGUAUUCAUUUUUUGACACAAAAAUAAUUUAUGAAAAGUCGCGCUUAAUAAUAAUAAUAAUAAUAAAAAAAAAUUCUGACUUACCUACCCUAAUUUUUUUUAGCAUGUUACCAGAAACAAUUUUUUUUAGGCCUAAGAGUUAAACAUCAUUUUGAAGGAUUCUAGGGGUGGUAGUAGGAACUGAACUGAAAUUUUAAAAUGUCUUUGAAAAUAUGAGCUUAUUUUGCCCAAAACAUUUUUCCCUGUGUAAGGCCAAUAAUUUUUUGUUUUUUAUGCCCCCGAAGGGAGGCAUAUUAGUUUUCAACUGUCCGUUCGUUAGUUCGUUCGUCACAACGUUAACUUUUUGCAUGAAGGCACUUUACUCGCGAACCACUGCACCCAGGACCUUCAAACUUCACAUGCUGAUAGUACUUAUUGAGUACACGACCCCUACUGACUUUGGGGUCACCAGGUCAAAGGUCAAGGUCACAGGGGCCAAUAACUUUUUGCAUGAAGGCAUUAUACUCGCGAACCACUGCACCCAGGACCUUCAAACUUUACAUGCUGAUAGUACUUAUUGAGUACAUGACCCCUACUGACUUUGGGGUCACCAGGUCAAGGUCAAGAGGUCAAGGUGCUGCGGGGGCAUUUGUCACCAUUAGUGACAGCUCUUGUUCUUUUAUUAUACUGUCAGGUUUACAGUUAAAUGUUGCUGUUACACUAUCUAAGAUAUCCUGUUCCAUCAACAAAUAAAAUAGAAAGUUUAAAUCUUAUAAUGUCUAAAAUAAGAAAAUUUAGUACCAGCCUUUCAGUUUAGUGAAUUGAUGUAUUACUUGAAUAAUAUUUUUAUUUAAAAUGAAAUUUAGGAAAACCCUUGUAAUGGAAAAUGUCAAUAAAUCAGUAGUAUUUAAUAAAUAAGAUUAUAUAAACUGUAAAAAGUUUCAGUUUUAUUAAAAAGAAAAAUAAUCAUGCUGAAUAUGUAGGGAAGAAUACUGGUAAGUCUAGUGUUAUUUAGUCUCAUUAUAAUAAAAAAUCUCUUGUUGCCUUUAAGGAGCCUCCACGGCUAAGUGGUAUAGGUUGCUGACUUCAGAGCUCUUACCCUCACUGAUCCUGGUUCAAGAGUUACUUGGGGUGUAGAAUUUUUUAUAUGAGGAAGCAUUCCAGCUGGCUUAUGGAAGGUCUGUGGUUCUACCCAGGUGUCAGCCAGUGAUGAAAUAAUGCCCAGAAGGCACCUUGGGUCUUCUUCACUGCAAAAACCUGAGAAGUUGUGAUACGACUUAUACUUGUGUUGACGUGAUGUAAAACCAAACUAAAUAAAGAAACUUGUUGCCCUUUUGUUUUCAUGUGGGCCCCCAUUUUUUUAUGAAAAAGGACAAGUUUGCUUGAAAAAAUACUGUUACACAAUAACUACUUUAAUUUCUGUGAUACUAGAAUUAUUUUUUCAUGGAAUGCCAGAUUUCGUUCUCUAUAUGAGAAACUAUUAUACACCUUUUCUUCUUACAUGUAAUUUUAAUAUUUUCCCCCAGAAACAAAGAAUAACUCUAAGUGAAGUACAGAGUGAGUGGCUUUGAAUUUAAGUGACUCCAGAAGAUUGUCAGUGUUUUUUGUUUGUUUGUACGAUGUUAUAAAAUAGCAUUGUUGAUGAAUUAAUGUAUUUCUUUACAAAUUUCAAGUUUUUCUUUCUAUGUACCAACCAGAAAAGAGAUUUUAAAUUUGUUUUUACUCCAGAGCUUUGGUGUCAGUAUGAUAUUCAAGGGUUCAGGUUAUCAGUACUAAAAUAAAAUUGUGUUGGCUAUUUCUAAAGUCUGUGUACUUUUUUUCAAAGACUGGCACACUGAACCAGUUUUAAAAUGAAACAUGUCUGUCUGAAAUUAUAGAUUUGUAUAAGGGUGCACAAAACUUGAAAUUUAACUUUUUUGUUCUUAGAAAAAAAUCACCAUUGGAAUCAAAGUUUUGUUUUGAUGUUAUUAAAGGUAUGCUAUGCUUGUCUUUCUGUGAAGUCUAGAAAAUCCUCAUAAAAUAUAUUUAACUUUGCUAAAUAUAGGAAUUACUGUAACUGUAUAUGCAGAGAUGAAUUCAUAUUGCAAUGACCAUUUGAUAAAACAACUAGUGACCUAUGCAUUAAUUAGUGGGUAGUCUUUUUAAAUCUAAGACACUGGACUGUUUAUACAGGAAGACAUGUUUACUUAAUGUUCACUUAUAAAUUAUAUUUUUGAGCAUUUGUUUAUAUUUUUAAAUAGGAAAUGUGGGCAUUAGAUAUCUUGAAUAACUGAAUUGUUAAUCAUUUAAACAGAUAACUAUCAGGCCAAGGCUUUUGACCCAAAAUAUAAUUGUGCUAUUCAAGAUUAAAUGCUACCAAAAAAACUCUUGAUCCAAAGUGCCUUAAAACCAUUGGGCAGAAGAGUGCUAUUUUUUGCUAACAUUUGUUGUGCAUUUUUUGUGAAAAGAUCUGCUUUUGGAUUUGUUUUGUACUUUGAUAUUUUCUGUGAUUUUAGAUUAUGUGUUGGAUGUGAUGAAAUAUAUUGUCAGAACUGGGCCUAUAUUUAUCAACAUUUUUAAGUUAGGGGGCUCAGUUUGUCUAAGUUGCUAUGACUCAGCUGUCUACCUUUGUGGUUUCAAGACCGCUUUGAUCAUUGUGUGAAAAAGCCAGCUGAUAUUUUUUAGGCCUUUGGCUCUGCCCAUGUGUUUGGCUUUACCUAAAAUAAUGCUUAAAGGGGCACCCUGAUUCUUCUUCCACUGUUUAGACUGAGCAGUUUUCAGAGGACUUUAUGUAUAGAUUAAAAUAACGGAUAAAACAAAUCAAAUACAAAACUCAAGGUGCCUUAACUUAUUUUGUGAUAUAUGUAUAUACUGCUGAAGAUGUGUAGCCCUUGUAAUCAUGUAAACUUCCUUUUGGCAGAGGUUCAUGAAUUAGUGUUCUUGUAAGUGAAAUAGGAACAUACUGAAAAACUAUUUUAAAUUGUCUUGAAAUUUAGGUAAUGUUGAUAAAUAUUGGCCUAAGUUAUUAAAAACAUGCUCUUAUGUUGUGUAGCACACAUGAUUAUUGUAUUUGUAUAUGUUGUAAAAGUUUUGUAGUUAUUUGUGUAUUUUUAACAUCAUUUGUCAUUCUAACCAUGAUUUAUAAUAGAGAUGUACAAUUGUUUAAUAUAUUUGAUAAUAUAUUUAUACAGGCGGUAA